Molecule: messenger RNA, 1155 nt
Organism: Malassezia pachydermatis
Lineage: Eukaryota; Fungi; Basidiomycota; Malasseziomycetes; Malasseziales; Malasseziaceae
Product: rpc53-47 kd subunit of dna-directed rna polymerase iii
Exons: 1
Coding region: 1-1155 (384 amino acids)
Biological process (GO): transcription by RNA polymerase III
Cellular component (GO): RNA polymerase III complex
Molecular function (GO): DNA binding
Source: RefSeq, a predicted model, not a curated record
AUGACAGACGAGACACCCAACGAGGCUACGAACCAAGGGGGACGUAUGACUCGCUCUCACAGCCAAGCCCCGGCGCCUGGUCGCACUACCAGCAUGGUCCCAAGUCGUGCAGGUUCCGCUGUAGGAGCUAGUGCCACUCCGAGUCCGACGACCUCCCGAAGCUCUACGCCGCAGCCUGGCGGGGGCGCGCGUAUGGUGUUCCGUCCUGUGAUGCCGCAACGCAGACGUACUCCUGGCGCGAGUCUCUCUGCUGCGAAGGACGAGGCAGCCACACACACGGCCUCGCCCUCCAACGAGGCGACGCGCGUCAAAGGCCGUACGGCCGGCCCUCGUCCUGCGUCGCGACCACGCGGCCAGAUCGAAAUGACAGCGACCGGUCCCUUUGCUAUGGGUCAUGCUGAUCGCAGCACAUCGCGCUCCAUGACCAAGGCUGCUGCGAUGAUGGCAGCGCCUGCGCCAUCGUCCGAGCCAUCGUCGUCAACCGUCACCCCUAAGCCUAUGGGAUCCAGUGAUGUAGACGGGCCGACUAACGAUACCAUUGAUAUUGAGCGUGUACAAGAUCUCGAUGCCAUGGCACCACAGAGCUUACUGCAUGCACCCCCUUCGUUCAAGCGAGAGCCGACCCCGAGCAAGGCGGAGGAGACGAAGCCCCAGCCUGAUGUCAACUUGUCGCAGGCACUCGAUUUGAGCGAGAGUGAAGACGAAGAUGCUGAGGAUGCUACAGCACCGCACUUUGCUGAUACUAUCCAGCGGUCCCUAUCAACGGAUCAUCUCUUCCUCUUCCAAUUUCCACACACUUUCCCCACAUUCCAUCGCCCGGACGAGUCCCAGAUGGCUGUCCAAGAGCCUGCGAAAACCGAGGAUGUGAUUGAUAUUGAUACCGAGACACAUGCUGCUGCACCGCCUCGCCCGGAAGGCCAAAUGGGGCACUUGGAUAUCUAUGCGGAUGGACGUGUGAUGCUGCGCAUCGGUGAUAUGCCAUUUGAUGUGGUGAGCGGUAGCGAGACGAGUUUUUUGCAGCAGGUCAUGGUCCUCGACGCGGAACGGCAACAGGCUCAGUGUCUGGGCGACCUGGAUGGCAAGCUGAUUGUAACGCCCAACCUAGACUAUCUCAUGGCCAACGCCCGCGUGGCCCCCUCGGCCUCCCAUCCGUAG